AUGGAUUAUUUAAUGGCGCAGCCCCGGCCUUCUUUACUUUCUCCGACUGUUUUCGGCUCGCUCUCGAGAGCUUCGCCGAGUUAA
Spirodela intermedia is the source of this 84-nucleotide messenger RNA. The record is from the annotation of a GenBank genome assembly. NCBI's taxonomy places the organism in Eukaryota, Viridiplantae, Streptophyta, Magnoliopsida, Alismatales, Araceae.